Molecule: messenger RNA, 351 nt
Organism: Paramecium pentaurelia
Lineage: Eukaryota; Ciliophora; Oligohymenophorea; Peniculida; Parameciidae
Source: the annotation of a GenBank genome assembly
AUGGGAACUUGUCAAACUUCUAGACAAAGAAGAUAAAGCAAGAUAAUGAAGAUUAGAGAAAGAUUUUCAUCUCAGAAAUUAGAUUGCACUUGCUAACGAUUGUCUCUAUAUUUAGAAUUGGUUGGAGAUACUCACACUUUAGGUGGAUACUUACAAGAUCGAAUUUAAACUUUAUUUGAAAUAAAGCAAAAACUAUAUAUAGUUACAUGUUAAUAAUGUAAAUUGUAAUUACUGCAUGAAGCAUCUGAAAUUAUAGAAUACUUAUACAAAGAUAAACACUUUAGUUAAGCUUUUCCUAUUUUAAGGGAGAGUCUACUUGAAAUCACAUAAGUGACAUUUGUUACAGAGUGA